CAACUCUCAGCUGCGAGGCAACAGCAACCGACAUGCAUCAACCGCAGCUGCGCUCUUGCUUUUGAACUCGACCUGGCCCACACUCUCCAGCCGCGGUGUUUGGUAUCCCAUUGUCGGAACCCGGGAUACUUGCUGCUCUACCACUCGCCCCUGCCCGCCCCCUACCCGCCCCAACCUAGCCGAGCCGACGUCUCUCCACAGCUCCACAGACCAGAACCCCCUCGCCAUGGCCAUCGACGACAACCUGCCCUCGUUCCAGUUCAAGGCAAGCUCCGACGACCCGGACUCGUCGGUGCUCUACUUCAGCCAGAAUGGCUCCGAGCCAACACCCGAGUAUGUCUUGAAGCGCGCAGACCCGGCCUCGCAGCCCUCGUGUCGCGGCAACUACGCCGUCGGCCUCGUCGACCCCUUCGGCCAGGGCGUCGUCUACGGCGAGGUCAUGGUCUCACCAGAGUGGCAGCAGCCCACCCUCUCGGCUGCCGAGAUCCGGGCUCAGAACGCCGUCGCUGCCCCGCCCGUGCCCAUCGUGCCCGACACCUUCUCCGUCCAGCUGUACGACCCGGACCAGACCGUGUCCUUCAAGAUGGCGCCGGGGAGCUGGGGCAAGUCGGACGCUUGGGAGUUCGAGAUGCCAACCAGGAGUUUCCGCCUGCCCAGCGCCAGUCAGCUGGACCGCCAGCAGGACCCCACGCCAGUGCGCGACCUUGCGCCCAAGGUCAUGUUCAAGUGGAAGAGGGACAGCCGUCUCUCUAAGGACAUGACGUGUUACCUAGUCGGGCGCAGCCUCGGCCGCCACAAAAGCAAGGAGCCCGACAUCACCGUCGCCCUCUUCAAGCAGGGCCGUGAUUCGCUCGUCACCAUUUAUGAACCCAACCUACAACGUGUCGAGGUCGAGGAUCGCAAGGGCCUGGACAUAGUCCUGCUCUUGGGUGCCGAGGUCAUCCGGGACCUGUACCUAUCCCCACGCCCCGACGUCUUCAAUAUGAUGGGCUCUGACCCCACGAGGCUGCGCAAGAACUCGCGGCCAACCCCGUCGCCCCACCACAACGCACCAGCCUCCCAGUCCACCACUGCCAUGUCGGGUGCUCUCGGCGCGCCACCGGCCGCCAGGGUCGACGCCGAGACGCGGCAGCUGCAGGAAAUGGUGGAGCGCGAGGAGCGCGAGCGCAAGGCCGAGGCGGAGCGCGCACAGAAAGAGCGCGAAAGGCAGGACGUCGAGGAGCAGAAACGCAUCAAGGAGAUGCUCGAGCAAGAGGAGGCGAGGGAGCGCCAGCACCGCGACGCCGAGAUCGCCAUGGAGACCGAGCGGCUGCGCCAGAUGUACGGCACAGAGGGCCAAGACCUGCCCUCGACGCGGCCAGGUCUGCCGCCCCGCGCCCAGGAGCCUGCCCGGCCAUUUAGUGCCGGUCCAGGUGGCCAGCCCACCGCCAACGCCCCCAGUAACUCUUCUUCGUGGUGGAGGGGCGGGUCGAGCGCCGCCAACGCAGGUGCCCCUGGCCCCUCACAGCAACCUCAGAAGCAGCCAGCACGCCCAACCGGCCCCUAUUCCUCGGGUGGUCACGGCCGCAAUCCGUCGGCUAGCAUCAGCGGAUUUUUCAGCAGGGACCGGGAUGAAAAUGGGAAAAAGGUGCGCAAGAAGCGCAGCGUGCAGUUCUAGCCAUUUAUUGUUUCUUGGUUGUGCUUCUUUUACAUAUGUUUCCCAGCGUGUCCCUCAUUACCAUAUAGCUCAUAUGUGCACAUGAAUGUUUGCUUGGCGCGUUUGCUCCAUUUCUCUCCGUUGUUUCUUCCUAUUUCUUUGUUAGUUUUGCUGCGUGUAUCUAGCGGCGACAAUGAAUGGAUCAAGCGUGACGUAUCCAUUGAUUUAACGCAUGGGUGAAUAUCACGAAAUGAUCUCUUCUCAUCGUAUGCAACGAGGUGGGAGGAUUGGCAUUGCAACAGAUGGUGUAUGGAAACAGAGGUGUAUUCUAUAUGCAUGGUAUCGUGGUGAUUCUUAUGUACGAGGAGAUGAUGGAUGUUAGACAUCGAAAACAGGCAGACAAAGAAAACUGGAAGAGAAAACAGUGGGGAAAAAAACGAACAGGUAAAAACCCAAAAAGGAGCCGUGAGGAACAAGAAAAGGUAUACAGCGGCGGAAACCCAAACGCCGCCUCAAAGCCAAACCAACCACC
Molecule: messenger RNA, 2168 nt
Organism: Gaeumannomyces tritici R3-111a-1
Lineage: Eukaryota; Fungi; Ascomycota; Sordariomycetes; Magnaporthales; Magnaporthaceae
Exons: 1
Coding region: 227-1657 (476 amino acids)
Source: RefSeq, a predicted model, not a curated record